AUGACAGCAGCAAGUGAGAUGAAGCCAGAGAGCGUGACGCUGCAUCCUCUGGGCACAGCACCUGCCUCUGUGCCAGAGCUGCUGUGUAUCUUCGGGACGGGGGAUUUAGGGCGUUCUCUAGGCCUGCGUCUACUCCAGUCUGGCUAUAGGGUGGUAUACGGCAGCCGCAGACCUGACAGCUGUGGUCCCUUGCCUCAGGGAGCUCAGGUGAUGAGCCACGCAGCAGCAGCCCAGACAGCCAGUCUGAUCUUCAUUUGUGUUCAUAGAGAACACUAUGAGUUCUUGGAAACCAUUGCACAGCAUCUUCAAGGAAAGGUGCUGGUGGACCUCAGUAAUAACCUGAAGAAAAACAUAUACCCCGAAGCCAACGCCGCCUACCUGCAGAGACUGGUCCCUGGAGCUGCUGUGGUGAAAGGCCUUAACACACUUUCUGCCUGGGCCCUGCAGAAUGGACUUCUGGCAGGAAAACAGGUGUACCUGUGUGGGAACAGUGCAGAAGCAAAACAGGCAGUAGCGGAGAUGUCCACCAAGCUGGGCCUCACUGUUUUGGAUAGAGGGUCACUGUCAGCAGCCAGAGAGCUGGAGGACUUCCCCCUGCGACUGUUUCCAGAAUGGAGGCUGCCGCUACGUGUGGCCUUUGGCCUCAUGGCCUUCUUCUUCUUCUAUCUGCUCAUUAGAGAUGUCAUCUACGCGUAUGUUGAACAAAGGAAAGACAUCUCCUACAGAAUAAUGGUGUCCCUGGCCAACAAGGUGUUUCCAAUUGUGUCUCUUAUCAUGUUGUCUCUGUGCUACCUGCCUGGUGUUAUAGCUGCCUUCCUUCAGCUCUACAGAGGAACCAAAUACAGGCGCUUCCCAGAUUGGCUGGACCGAUGGAUGCUGUGCAGGAAGCAGAUGGGUCUGGUUGCACUGGGCUUAGCUUUUCUCCAUGCCAUCUAUACAUUCAUCAUUCCUAUUCGCUAUGCUGUCAGACACAAACUCAUCUCGCGCGUGGUGGAUGAGAUAGACAAUAAAACCACUCCGUUUGACUUUGAUAAGACAGAGGCAUGGGGAACAGACUCAUUCUAUGUGCUGGGAAUCCUGGGCUUCUUUCUUUAUGUCCUGCUUGGACUAACAUCGCUGCCGUCUGUGGGAGGCACUCUCAGCUGGAGAGAGUUCAGCUUCAUUCAGUCUAAGCUCGGUCACCUGACCCUGGGCAUAUGCACGGCACACGGCUACAUCUACGGCUGGAACAAAUUUCUUCGUCCCACUACCUACAAAUGGUACACUCCUCCGGGCUACAUGCUGUGUCUGAUUGUGCCGUCUGUGGUGCUGGUGCUCAAGGUGCUGCUUCUCCUCCCCUGCGUGGACAGAACUCUAACCCGCAUUCGUCAAGGCUGGGAGAGGACUCAGCCAAGGGAGGAGAAGUUUAUGAAUAAGUCCACCAACCUGUGAACUGUGACCUACCAACUCCUCAGUGUUGCUGAUUAUUGCGGGUUUCAAUAACUUAUUACUUUGACGGGGGAAAAAAUAUAUAGUUUAUUCUAGCCAAGAGGACAGGUCUCCACUGAUAUAAAUGUUUUUGCCUAUUUCCUUUAAGUAGAAAAAAACAGAUUUGAUGUUUGUGCCAUGUCUUUUCACAGAAUGUGGUGAAAAAUAGAUUGAUAUCCCCUCCUGAAAUCUAUUGUUUUGAUAAUCAUAGGCAACAGUUUUUGGUUUUCCUCUUUCCUCUCUCCCUUCAAGUUGUGUGAUUGUAUCCCUGAGGUUGCUCUCUUUUCAGGUUGUUAUUGAUCUCCUUGUUUUCUAACACCAUACCUUGUUGCCCAAACCUGCCUGCCUCUCAAGGGCAUGCAAGCGUGCACACUCACACACUCACUCUACACUUACAUAUGCACAUACACAAUGCAGAGGAGAGUAAGGUUGAGCUAAUUAUAUUACCACAUGCAGUGUCAAUGCACACAGAUGUACACAUACAAGUGCCAACACCAGAGUGUAACAGUGGAUCGCAGAUUUGGCAGCCAGAAGCAGACUGAGGAGGAAGAACAGGUGUGAUAAAAACCGUCUUUACUAGAUCUAAAACAGGGUUAGAGUCAGCAACAAAUUCAGGAGGCUAAACAAGGAGGCAGGACAGAAUGUAGGCUGUUCAACGAAGGCAACAUAAACAGUCUGGCAAUGACUGAGCUGCCCUGAUUACACAAUGAUAGCAGACAAGGAGCAGCUGGGUAGGCAGGUGACUUUAUCAGGUGGACGAGAAGAGGUGGAAAAGUCAAUAGUGACUGCUGGUGGACGGGUGCAGAAUGGUAGGUGUGGAACAAGAAGUUAUGUGUAUGUACAACACUAAUCAGAUGAUCCAGAGGCAGAAGAGGGAAGAGAGGAAGAUAGAGCAGAUAUCACCAUGACAGAGGCUGGUGUUACACCUUUUCCGCCCCUAAGCUCAACAUUUAGUCUGAGACAUCCUGUUAUCUAGCAUCUAAUGAUAUUAUCUGCACACAUAAUCUGCAAGCUCUUACACCCUCAUUCAUUGUAUUAUUCUCUUAUUACCAAAGAACUGCUGUUGAUUUUAGCCCAUUUCCUGCUGUUGGGGGUGAGUUGUACGCGUGUGUGUACUGAUGUAAAAAUGAGAUUCCAACAUUGCCGUGGGAAAGAAUUAAGAUGUACCAACAUACACAAAAGCUGUGAGACAAGCUAUCUUACGUUUAUCAUUUCCUCUCGUGUUUAAUUUCAUACACCCAGGCUACCCUGAAAUCCAUAAUAAGAUUAUGUGUGUCCAUCUAUGAAGGCUCACUUCUGUGUAUAUGAGCAGAAAUAAAUAGCUGAAAUCGUGGGUAAAGACAGAGAUCAUGGACCAGAUUUAAUAA
Larimichthys crocea (large yellow croaker) is the source of this 2834-nucleotide messenger RNA. Its product is annotated as metalloreductase STEAP4. NCBI's taxonomy places the organism in Eukaryota, Metazoa, Chordata, Actinopteri, Sciaenidae. The record is from RefSeq and is a predicted model, not a curated record. The transcript is spliced from 9 exons. Gene Ontology annotation, cellular component: endosome; plasma membrane. Gene Ontology annotation, molecular function: ferric-chelate reductase (NADPH) activity; cupric reductase (NADH) activity. Gene Ontology annotation, biological process: copper ion import. Bases 1 to 1431 code for a protein of 476 amino acids.